Rhagoletis zephyria (snowberry fruit fly) is the source of this 1020-nucleotide messenger RNA. NCBI's taxonomy places the organism in Eukaryota, Metazoa, Arthropoda, Insecta, Diptera, Tephritidae. The record is from RefSeq and is a predicted model, not a curated record.
AUGCAUUUUAAAGUCGUCUUUCUCUGCAUUACCGUCAUCUCAACGGUUAAAGCCUAUGGAGGUGGAGGUGGCGGAGGAGGAGGAGGAGGAGGUGGUGCCGGAAGCUACGGAAACGGUGGCGGUAAUUCUGGCGGCAAUAAUGGCGGUGGUCUCUCCUAUGGAAAUGGCAACAUCGGUGGUGGAAGCGACGGAGGAUACUCUUCAAUGGAAGGAGCCGGCAACGGCAACUACGGUUCCAGCAACUCACUGGCGGUGAUGAGCAGCCAACGACCGGUGCAGUACCGCGACGUGCCCGUUCCGCCUCGAUCGUACGUCAGGCCAAACAACGUCUACGUCGACUCUCAGCCCACUCCGCUGAAUCUGGUCUUCCGCUCCACCUCCAGUCCGGUGAACAUUGACAGCCAGCACUCGGGCGGACGGGGCAGCUUCCAGUCCAGUCAGUCCACCGACGAGCCGCACAUUCGCGUGCUGACGGUGACCAAGCCAAUAAUAAGUGAAAUCAGAGAGAUCGUCAUGCCGAUCCGGCGCAUUCGUCAGCAGGUGCAGCCGUUGAUGGAGGAGGUGCAAACGGUGGUGUCCAGAGCUGCUCAAAAUGGAGGAGGAGGUCAAGGAGGAUUCGGAGCAGGAGGAGGUGCUCAAGGCGGAGGUAAUGGCAACGGAUUUGGCGGUGGUGGCAAUGGCGGUAACGGUGGCAACAACUUCAAUGGUCCUCAAGGAGGUGGUGGUGGUGGUGGUGAAGGAUUCGAUGGUGCUGAUAAUGGCGGCAAUAAUAGCGGAUUCGGUAGUGGUGCUGGUGGUGCUGGUGGUGGUAGUGGAGGCGGCAACGGUGGAUUUGCUGGCGCAAGAGGUGGAGGUUUUGGCGGCAGAAGUUUUGGCGGUGCUGGUGCUGGAAUUGGUAACGGACACUCUUUUGCCCAAGGUGGUGGUGAAGGAGGUCGUUCGGCUGCUUAUGGCAAUGGAGGUGUCGGUAAUGGUGGUGCUGGUGGCGCUGGUGCUGGUUAUCCUUCAGCCAUGUACUAG